GACGGAUCCAUCUCUGAAUUCGGCACUUUCGAGGAAUUGGUGGCAAAUAAAGGAGAGUUCGCUGAAUUCGUGGCCGAAUAUAUCGUAAAUCAGACGGACGAAGACAUUCAUGAGGACGAGAUGGAGAUCAUGGAACAGAUCGCUGAGAAAGUAAAGCCAAUUCUGGAGCGACACCUCUCGUACACGGAAUCGUUGACUGUAUCGACGAUUAGCGAUAAGUCGCGGCAAAAGUCUUCAAUAUAUCGGUCGAUAAGUCGUCUGAGUAAUAGAGACCGGAUGUCCGACAGACCCGACACUAUAGCCGAAGAGAAGCAGAAACCAAAACGAAUCGGUAAACUCAUUGAAUCGGAAUCGUCUGAAACGGGAUCCGUUAAGAUGGAUGUCUAUAAGAAAUACAUGCAAACCAUUGGAAUGGUAUUAUGCGGUGGUAUUGUCUUCUCGUUCAUCGCCUCCAACGCGGCUCAAGUGGUGUCCGGUCUUUGGCUGAGCGAGUGGUCAAACGACGCGCUCGACCCGAAGAAGUUGGCCGACACAGGGCUUCGGGACUUACGGCUCGGCGUUUACGGCACGUUCGGUGUGAUCGAAGCCGUCUUCUCGUUGGGCGCCUCCAUUAGCCUAAACCUGGCCUGCAUUCGGGCCGCGAAGGUAUUGCACAACAAUAUGUUGAAGCGUAUAAUCAGAGCGCCCAUGAGUUUCUUCGACACGACACCAAUCGGCCGAAUAUUAAACCGUUUCUCCAAAGACAUCGACACCGCAGACAUGUCUCUGCUGUUUAACCUGCGAAUGAUGAUAAUGCAGUUCUUCAGGACUAUAGUGGCGUUUGCGAUGAUUAGUUUGGAGACACCCAUCAUAUUGGCCGCGAUCUUCCCGCUGUCUCUCAUCUANUUCUCCAAAGACAUCGACACCGCAGACAUGUCUCUGCUGUUUAACCUGCGAAUGAUGAUAAUGCAGUUCUUCAGGACUAUAGUGGCGUUUGCGAUGAUUAGUUUGGAGACACCCAUCAUAUUGGCCGCGAUCUUCCCGCUGUCUCUCAUCUAUUAUUUGAUUCAAAGGGUUUAUAUAUCGGGUUCGCGACAAUUGAAGCGAAUCGACUCAACCACUCGUUCCCCUAUUUAUAACCANAUGAUUAGUUUGGAGACACCCAUCAUAUUGGCCGCGAUCUUCCCGCUGUCUCUCAUCUAUUAUUUGAUUCAAAGGGUUUAUAUAUCGGGUUCGCGACAAUUGAAGCGAAUCGACUCAACCACUCGUUCCCCUAUUUAUAACCAUUUCAGCGAAACAGUGAGCGGUUCGGCCAGUAUUAGGGCGUAUGGCGUGACCGACAUGUUUAUACGGGAGUCCAAUAGACGGGUCGAUGAAAACCAUAUCUGUUAUUAUCCUAGUUUUACGGCCUCCCGAUGGCUGGCCAUUAGACUCGAGUUCUUGGGUUAUAGUAUAGUAUUUUUGGCGGCAAUGUUUGCUGUCUUAGCCCGACAUUCGUUGAGUCCAGGAUUGGCGGGACUGGCCAUCAGUUAUUCGCUGAAUAUAACUGGCAUUUUGGGAAUGUUUGUCCGAUCGGCCACUGAUCUCGAGACUAAUAUAGUUUCAGUUGAGAGGUGUCUGGAAUAUACGGAAACUCCGACAGAAGCCGAGUGGUACGACGAGAUUACUAAGCCAAAGCCUGAUUGGCCCGAAAAAGGAGAAAUAAAGUUCAUUGAAUACAGCACUAGAUAUAGAGAAGGAUUGGAUUUAGUACUCAAAAAGAUUACAUUAGAAGUAAAGCCCAAAGAGAAGGUGGGAAUAGUCGGCAGAACGGGUGCCGGAAAGUCGUCGCUAACUCUGGCGCUGUUCCGACUCAUAGAACCGGUCGACGGAUCCAUAUUUAUAGACUCAGUGGAC
Medioppia subpectinata is the source of this 1875-nucleotide messenger RNA. The record is from the annotation of a GenBank genome assembly. NCBI's taxonomy places the organism in Eukaryota, Metazoa, Arthropoda, Arachnida, Sarcoptiformes, Oppiidae.